AUGUCGGAACCGUCGCCGCGUGGAAAGAAAGAGCGAUCCUCGACGAGGGACAGGAAGGAGAGCAGCAGAAAGGAGGAGGGCGGCAAGGAGCGAGAGCGGUCCUCGACGAGGGAGAGGUCCUCGAGGAAGAAGGAGGAGCUGACCAGCUCGUCGGAAUCGUCGGCGACGGAAGCGCAUGCGGACGACAAAAAGAGACUUCGUUCGGCUUCAUCGCGCAGCCACAAGAGUGACAGCUCGAAGACGCACAGCCCGCGCACGAAGACCUCCGAUCGGGAUGAGAAGAGGGAAGACAAGAAGGAGAAGGGAAAGGAGGUCGCCAAGGAAUCCUCCACCGCCGUAGUCGCCGCUACGAAGAAGGGAGGCGACGAGAGCAGGACCCUGGUCCCCUCAGAGGCCGUGGUGCGGCCCAUUCAGAUCGCGGCCGAUGAGGAGCUCGACGGCGAGGCCGCCCUCUUUGGUCAGCAGAAGGAGGCCCUCUUGAUGCUGCUCGAGGCGCGCAUGCUUCUCACCAAGAUGGUGAGAUGGCGAUGGAUCAAGGAGCAGAACGAAAUCGAGGAGAGGAGGAAGAAGACUCAGGAAGAGAAGAAGAAGAAGGGCAAGCUCAGCGUAACCGAGAUCCAAUCUGUGCUCAAGUCCCAGCCCGAUGGAGAGGACGGCGACUGGACCUCAGAGAUCCAAGAGCUCAAGCGCCAGCUUGUCAUCGAGAUCAGGCGCAACCACGUCCUCGAUCGCGAUCUCCAGAAGCUCGACAAGCGUAUCGGUCUCCUCAUCAAGAACCGCACCACACUUCAGGAUGUGCUGGAGGGUCUGGAGAAGGGAAAGAAGAAGAGCAAGGCCAGGGGCAAGGGCGAGGAGCAGAUCUGGGAUCUCAAGAAGGACCCGCGCAAGAUGGAGUUCUACCAAGAGCUGUUCUACUUGCUGCAAACCGAGCCCAAGUACCUCGCGAAAUGCGUGUACCACGUCCAGCCCGAGCAGAUGGAUUCCUUCCUCGACACUACGAUCCUCACUCUCUACGGUGACGCCUUCUCGCCUCGUGAGGAGUACCUCAUCCUCUCCCUCUUCAAGCUCGCCAUCAAGAACGAGAUCUCGAAGAUCAAUUCGCUCUCCGACUUCUUGAAGGCCAACACCGUGGUGCCGAAGAUGGUGAUCACCUACAACCGACGCAAGCAGGGUCUCGAGUACCUCAGGAGCACCCUCGGCCCUCUGCUGAAGAUCGUGAUGGAGAAGACCGAUCUCAGCUUGGAGCUGCACCCCACCGUCAUCUACCAGUCCAUGAUUAACGAGAUGGAGAUUCGCACCGGCGAGAAAUCGACUCUCGAGAGGAACAUUCCUGAGGAGAAGGCGAUGAGCAACCCCGAGGUGAAGUCGAUCAUGAACCAGCGGCUCAACGCUCUCCAGGAGAUCUGUCAGAUGUUCCUCGACGGCGUCAUCAACUCGAUGAACAACCUCCCCUACGGUAUUCGCUGGAUCUGUAAGCAGAUCAAGCACCUCUCCAUGGACCGCUUCGGCGAGGCCCUCGAUAACGACCAGGUGUUGAAGGUGACGGGUUACUUCGUGUACUACCGUUUCAUCAACUUGGCCAUCGUCACGCCUGAUGCCUACAACGUCGUCGACAAGGAGCUGGAGCCCGUCGUCCGUAAGAACCUGGUCGUCGUCGGUAAGGUGCUUCAGAACUUGUUCAACUUCCGCCUGUUCAGCAAGCAGGAGAAGUACAUGAUGCCCCUCAACGACUUCAUCGAGAAGAACAAGCUCACCGUCGAGCACUACUUCAACUCCCUCGUCAAGGUCGACGACCCCGAGGACCACCUCCAAGUGAACAAGUACAUGGAGCUGACGCAGAAGACCAAGCCCGUGAUCCUCAUCUCGCUUCACGAAAUCUCGGCCACGCACCACCUCGUGCUGCAGAACCUCGACGCCCUCGCCGAGAAGGACGACGAGCUGAGAGUGAUCAUGAAGGAUCUCGGCGACGCGCCUCCUGAGAUUCCCGAGGAGGACGAUCGUGAGAUCCAGCUUACCCUCACCUCCAACCGGUUCAAGGUCGAAGUCGAGGAGGACAAUGAAGUGGAGCGUCUCUACGCCGAAACGAAGGAGCUCAUCAUCCCCGUGCUGCGGACGAUCCCCAUCGAAACGUCCAUCCACCGCCUGCACCUCACCGACGUGCUGGAGUCGGGCAUUCGCUUUGCCGGCGAGACCAACAACAAGCAGCUAUCUACACAAAUCAACAAGAUCCUGGAGAACAUCGCCAAGCUCGAGAAGGAGGGCCGUCUGUCGAAGUCGGAUCGCUACGAGAGCUUCGUGCACGACAUCUCGCUCGAGGUGGCCAACAGGGCGGUCAUUCGAGAGCAACAGAAGAGGGAAAUCGAACGUUUGACCCAGACCCUGACCAACCUCCGCAAGCACCAGGCCUACGUCAAGGAGCAGAUCGCUCAGUACCAGGAGUACCUGCAACAGUGCCGCGAGCAGCACUACCGACCCACCUCGGCGAAGCUCAAGGGCAGCAAGAAGAGCAAGAAGGCCGCCCCGCAGGCCGCCGCCGGCAAGACCAUGGCCGGUCCGUUCAAGUUCAGCUACAAGGACUUGCAGAAGCAGGGCGUGAUCGUUGACUCUGAGGUGCCCGCUCUCUCGCGCAAGAAGACCCAGUUCCUCAUCUCGUCGGCGGAAGUCGGCAUCUUCGACAUCGUCGCCAAGAUCGCUGGUAUCUCUGUCGAGAAGAUGACGCUCGAGCUGGACGAUCUGUUGGAGAGGCACUACAACGGUGUGGAGUACCUCGAGCUCGAGCAGGUGACGCUGGACGUCAACAUGACCAUCCACUUGAUCAACAAGUUCUUCUUGGGCAAGAAGUAA
This is a messenger RNA of Acanthamoeba castellanii str. Neff, 2844 nucleotides long. RefSeq names its product IQGAPrelated protein. Gene Ontology annotation, biological process: regulation of GTPase activity; regulation of actin cytoskeleton organization. The record is from RefSeq and is a predicted model, not a curated record. The transcript has 9 exons. NCBI's taxonomy places the organism in Eukaryota, Discosea, Longamoebia, Acanthamoebidae. Bases 1 to 2844 code for a protein of 947 amino acids. Gene Ontology annotation, cellular component: cytoplasm. Gene Ontology annotation, molecular function: GTPase activator activity; actin filament binding; calmodulin binding.